Messenger RNA from Moneuplotes crassus, 1349 nucleotides. NCBI's taxonomy places the organism in Eukaryota, Ciliophora, Spirotrichea, Euplotida, Euplotidae. The record is from the annotation of a GenBank genome assembly.
AAGAUUUGUACAAGCAUGAUUCACGGACGGAAAAGAAGUCAAAGGAGGGAGAUGACUCAGGAAGAGCUUGAUAAAGCGAAUGCUAAGCUUAAGAAAGUUGAAAAGAUUAAUAAGGGAUUCCUUGAAAAGAGAAAAGCUAAGGAAUAUACUGAGAAAACACUUGAAAUGACAAUGAAAAUGGCUGCUUUAUCACCAGAUUUCGAUACAAUUUGGAACUACAGGAGGGAGAUUAUUACACAUUUGAAUAAAGAAAAGAAACCAGAUGAGCAGUACAAAUUCUUCCUUACAGAAUUAAUGGGGCUGGUUAAAUUGAUGAAAGAAAAUCCUAAAAGUUAUACAUUGUGGGGACACCGUCAGUGGGUCAUCCUUGAAGGCCUAAAAAUUGAAAAGUUUAUGACAGAGGAGCAACUUAAGCCUGUAGGAGGGGGUAUCCUUAAUAAUGAAAUUAAGCUUUGUGAUAAAAUGCUAACAGCUGAUGAAAGAAACUUCCAUUGCUGGAACUACAGAAGUUGGGUGGUUAACACUCAGCUGUCCCAAUACGAUGAAAUUGAAAAGGCUGUUCUGAUGAAAGCAAAGCUCAAAUCAAAAGAGUCUGCCAAAGAAGGAGAAGGAGAAACUGAAACCACUGAAGAAGAAACGAAAGAGGAAGCAUAUAAUGCUGAAGAAAUGAAGCUCAGAAAGCUAAAUGAAGAAUUUGAUAUGACUACUAAAAUGGCAGAAAAGAACUUCUCUAACUUCUCUGCUUGGCAUUAUAGAAGUAAACUAAUGCUUAAAAUUCAUAAAGACAGCAAUUCUCCUUACAAAGUGCCUCUAGACUUGAUUCAUAAAGAGUUGGACAAGAUCAAGCAUGCUUUAUUUACUGAGCCUAAUGACCAGAGUCCUUGGAAUUAUCAUCGUUGGUUAGUAUCUCUUCUAAUCCCGAUUUAUAUCCUAGAUCAGAAGGUUGACCUAACUAAAAAGGAGGUAUCCAUUCAUUUCUCAGAUGUUAUUUUUGAUAGCUCAAAGCUGAUCACCACUGUUGAUGGGGAAGAAGUAGAACUAGUCUCUUCUACACACAAACCUGAGAGUAGAAAGUUCAUCUUAAAGUUACCUGAUGGAGCAGGAGAUGACCCAAAGAUUGUGAUUAAGCCAAGAGAUGAUCUAUUUGCUAAAAAUUCUACAUCCAAAUCACCUUAUGACGUGUUGGAGUAUCCUUCAAUCACCUGAUUCAAUGAACUGCUCGAAGUAGAAGAUGACCUGAAACUCGCAAUUGCUUAUAAGCAAAGACAAGACCAGAAAUUGGCUGAGCUAAAAGAAAGUUUAGAAAAAUAUGAGUUCUACGCUUUCCUCUAAGAAAAUUCAAUUAAAAA